AUGGGUGCCACGGAGCCUGUGGUGGUUGAGAAAGAGAAUGAAACUAUGGCUGGAGCAAAGACGAAGGAAGACUUGGAGAAAGGGGAAGUGGGUGUUGAAGAAGAGAGAAAGGCUCAGAACAAUAAUGAUGUUGGUGAUCAUAAAAGUCAUGAUCAUGAAGAAUCUCAUCUCUCAAGUUUCCACAGGUUGAACCCCACUAACCCUUUGAGAAUUGUGAUCAAUAGUUCCACCAGAGUUGCAACUCCUUCUCCUGCUCAAUCUCAACGUCCUCACACUAACACGCGCUCCACCCCAGCCCCGCAACAAAACCCCCAAGCAGUGACUCUGAAUUCGAGAAAAUAUACCAACAGAAUAUCCUUGUUUAUCUUUGUCAUCCACUUGUUUUUAGCUGUGGCUCUGGUGUGUUUUCUCGUGUUCAAGGGAGUUCAAGGGCUUAUCCAAGAUUCGGAAUCUACCAAGAGGAAAGAGAAAGCCGUGUUAAAGUAUUUCCUUCCCCAAGUGGAGGCUUCAUCUUUUAUGAGCAUAAUCCUUGCAUUUAUCUGGCAAGGGGCGAUACGGAAAUGGCCCACUUUGAUGCUUCAUUUCAUACUUUGGUUUACAUUUGUGAUGUCUCUGGCUGCUGGGGUUCUCCUCAUUUGCUUCCAAAAGCCUGCCACUGAUGGUGUUGGAGUGUGCUUGAUUGCUUUUGCAAUUGGCAAUGGCUUAUAUGCUUGUUGGGUUAGUCAUAGAAUUAAGUUUUGCUGUAAAGUCUUGAGUUUGUCGCUUCAACCUGUGUCCAAAUUCCCUGAUCUUAACAAAUCCACGUAUCAUGUGCUUGGGGCUGGAUUCUUGUGGAUAUCUCUAUGGGUUUUAGCAGUGAUUGGAGCAUUGAACUUCUAUUUUCCUCCUCUAACCAUCAUUGCAUUGGUGCUGAGUUUGAUUUGGAUUAUUGAGGUCAUGAGGAAUGUGGUUAACAUCACUGUUAGUAGGGCUAUUUCCUUGUAUUACCUCAGAGGAAUGCAGUCUAACACCCAAUUUUGUUUUCUGAGAGCCCUCACCCGGAAUCUGGGUAGUGCUUGUUUGGGGUCUCUCUUUGUGCCUACAAUUGAAGCCCUGCGAAUUGUUGCCCGGGGACUGAAUUUGCUUGAAGGAGAAGAUGAAUUCAUGUUUUGUUGUGCUCAUUGUUGUUUAAGAGUCAUGGAAUCCAUUUUCAGAAAUGGCAAUAGCUGGGCCUAUGUACAGAUAGCAGCAUAUGGAAAAGGGUUUGUAAAGGCAUCCCAAGACACCUGGGCCCUCUUUGAGAAGGAAGACAUGGUGUCAAUUGUAGAUGCAGAUAUAACCAGUUCAAUUUGCUUCCUCACAGGAGUGUGCAGUGGCUCUAUUUGUGUCAUUGUUGUGGCUGCUUGGACCCAUAAAGUACACCAAACUUUCACAGCCACCCUAUCCCUCCUUACAUUCCUCAUUGGAUACCUUUUGACUAGGAUUGCCAUGGCAGUGCCACAUGCUUGUGUGAGCUGUUACUAUGUAUGCUAUGCUGAGAAUCCAGACAACAGAUUGUUUGAUAAAACAAUUAAGGAUCGCCAAGCCUUGUUAAAAACUGGCCGUGAUGUGGUUCCAACGCCAAGGGGAUUUAGGAGGUAUACAAGAACUUAA
Sphenostylis stenocarpa is the source of this 1632-nucleotide messenger RNA. The record is from the annotation of a GenBank genome assembly. NCBI's taxonomy places the organism in Eukaryota, Viridiplantae, Streptophyta, Magnoliopsida, Fabales, Fabaceae.